Messenger RNA from Aspergillus viridinutans, 9597 nucleotides. RefSeq lists its product as uncharacterized. The record is from RefSeq and is a predicted model, not a curated record. Lineage: Eukaryota; Fungi; Ascomycota; Eurotiomycetes; Eurotiales; Aspergillaceae. Bases 1 to 9597 code for a protein of 3198 amino acids. The transcript has 5 exons.
AUGGCCGAGCCUAACAUCUUGGCCUUGACGUUUAAUCAUGUCGCACUGCCCCCACAGCUUCCAGGAAACCAUGAUAGGAACGCAGAGACCGAGAAGGUAAACAAAGAGCUGGUUGAACGGCUCCUUCAGUCGGUGGACACACUCAGGACUGCCUGUGAUAAGUCAGCGAUCUGGGAUCCUAUUGAAAAAUUGUUGCGGACAUGCAUACUUCUGAAUGGGAACGCCUUCGUCAACAGAGACGCGGCGCUGCGUGCGUUCAAGGAAAUUGCACCCGGUGAUGCACUUAUUCUCCACAUUGCCCAGCAAAACGCUUGUCUAUAUCUACGGAGACCACGCGAUGACGAAGAUGUAGUGGUCAUCGAAGCUUUUGAGACAUCUCCAACAACAGAACAAACCCUGGCGGCAGAUGGAGCAUUGUCAUGGGACUUCCCUGGUCAAGCAGUGUUAUUGCCUCUCCACGAUUUCGCGGAUCCCCUCUUUCAGUCAAACUUUGCAGCACUUCUCGAAAAGGCGAGCACUGAGCCUAUACAUGAGUUCGCACCCAAGACACGGAAGGCGGGAGCCGAGGUCUCCGAGACUAGAGAUUCAACGGAUCCUGGGUUCAUAACGCAAUUUCUGAUGACAUUCGUUGCUGCGAAUGGCGAGCGAGCCUGUCCCCCACUUCUCAGAAAGCGCGUAAGAGACGAUGUCUGCUGGAACAACGCGGAGCUACCUUGGCGGCGGAGCCCCUUCUGGCUUGUACUACGAGUCUGCAUUGAGCGAAUGCUGAUCUUUCGCCUGGGAGAGGCACUGGGUCGCUUGUACUACAAAGUCCUCUUAUGUGCGCUGAUGUCGGGCCUGCUGGACGAUGCCGUCAAUCACCUCAGUCCUGAGCAUUGCCACUUCCUGAAGUCCAAGCUUUGUCGGCGCUUGGCCAAGCUGGAGAAAGAGAAGGAAAAUUGUACUGGAUCUGUCGCCGACUCUUACGGGAACUUGUUAUCAGCGGUCGGUCCGAUGUGCCAGAAGUCAGUCUCAAACGCUACCACUGCUCUGGAGUUAGAGUGGAAAUCGUUCAAAAGAAGUCUCGAACGCAAGAUACCAUCCCUUCCACUCUACGCGCACCGGAAUGAUUUGGAGAUAAGUCUGCGGAAUAGUGCUGGAUUUUUUCACUCGAUUCUGAAGCCUCCCCAGAAGGCUUCUUGGCAACCACUUAGCAUUGAUUCAAAGCAACUGACUCGCAACAUACAAAAAGCGACAACAAACCCCUUCCUUGACCUUGUUACGAAUUAUUCUGCUCUCGCUGACCGAGAACGAGCCAUAGAGUCCGAGGCAAGAGAGGCUCCCCGCACCAAGGUGGAUUGCGAAGCGUUAUGUAUGAAUAUCGCCUCGACGAUUGAAGAUUAUCUCAAUACCGCCAGCAAUGCAUACCAGGAUGAUCCUGAGCAAAUGGGGAUUUUUAUUCUGAACUUGUUCGAAAUGUGGGUUCAUAUGGACAAGUGCGCCACGGCGGUGUGUCCAUUGCUCAAAUCAUAUCAUCCCUGGGUGAAGCCCGAGUUGUUCGAUGUGAUACUACUCUCGCGUCUUAGCGACAUGGAGCGCCUACAGAAAAUUCAGGUUUACAUCAGUAUUCGCUGCAAGCAAGCCCGGGCUGACCGAAGCACAAUCUUUGAUGACCCUUCGCUUAGAUGCUUUGCAGACCGGUACUUUGAUUCAGAGGAUGGCGAGCCAAUGCACCAGCUCCAGAGAAAGAUCAAAGCCGCGUCGCUGAAAGCUCGAGAGGACAAGGUCGCGGAACUCGAGCGGAUCAACAAUGAAUUUCGUGACCUAACAGAGAAGAAAACAAUGAACGCCUGCACACAGCGCCUGCAUCCAGACGGAACCCACGACAUCCGGGGCUGUAGCCAUUGUUACUAUAUUCGCAGGCGACGCCGCCUGAAAAUAGACGUUCAUGAGGACUUUCUUCCUCCAGAUGACGAUACGGCGAGGCAGCGGGCAGUUGUUUUUGAACUCAAUUUGCCAAAGUGGUUUGAAGCUUACCGUGCCGCGACAUGGAAUAUUAUUGCCACUCUCAGCAGAGCUCCUACCGACGGUCCCAGUGACUUUGGAGAGCCAGAAAUGUUGCUUGGCAGCUACUCACAGUUGGAAAAGUAUCAUACAACAAGGAAGAACGAAGGCCUUACUCUGGCGUCUUUCUCAAAAUCCUAUUUGAAAACACAUUACAACUGGAAAGCAUUGCCUGCUAGGAGCUCGACGGUCCUGCUACCCUCAGGUUUGAAGUUUGUUUAUUACGACUCAAAACGCAAGGUCUGGGUGAGAACGUUUACCAGAAAAGAUCUAACGUUCGCCCAUCACUUCAGCAUCAGUCUACCCCAGCAGAAUCCAUUUGCAGCUCUGUACUCGUCGGUACUAUUUGCAGUUGAGGGGCCGGGCCCGUCAUCUUAUGAGACAGUUGCUAGCGCUAAUAAAUGCCCUCCCUGCCUCAGUUUGCAUGAAUACCAGGCCAGCCAUCACCUGAUGGGAGGGAGGAACCGACGCUGGCUUUCAAUGCUCAUCGAACUAGGGUCUUCGAACAUUGAUUUUAGCCUACAAGAUACCGUCGCCCUGGUGCGCCUGCUUGCGUUCCAGGUUGGGCCCGGACUAGAGAACGAUACCCUACGAGCUGUGCAUAUUGUGUUUCGAGAUGUUCAAUUCUGUCGGAGGCUCAACGAGCUUCUCCAUCAGCACAUUGAUAUAAUCUCGGCAAACUGGCGGGAGGUGAAUUACAUGGAAACUAUGCUUCUUUUGGCGCUUCAACUCUGGUCGUAUUGCUGUUCAGCGGCUCGCUUCGAUGCGUACGAGCUCAUCUGCCGUAUCAGGAGGGUCACGCUCUCUUGGAUACACCUUCUUCGUGAUCUCAUGCGUAACUCUGAGGAGGCCGACACGGCAACUCAAGCGGCUCGUCAUUGCUUCUUGUCUGCUCUUUUAUGCCGCAGAACAUUCCUGCCCCAGGCCUAUGAAAAUUAUGCAAUGACUGCACAAGAUUUCAAGGUCUUCGUUGAAACGUCUCUCGCCAUGCAGGAGAGUCUAGUCGUUGAUCUUACCAAAUUUAGUUCCACUACCCGCAGCAUGCUCGUUCGCGAUAUAAAAAUGGGCGCUGUGAUGCAGCGCAGGCUUGGGGUUUGGAUGGAGCAGCAUCCAAGCGCUGUCAACGAGGCUCUGGAUUCAACCUGGCCGGCGACCGCACGGUCCUACACUGAUUGGAAAUUUGCUCCUAUUUUGAACGAUACCUGCUGGGUGACAGCGACGGCCCAUGGAUCCAAUGGUGCUGGCAACCCUCAAGUGGUCCAUCUCCACCUGCUCCAGGGUCACCUGCUCCUAGAUGGACAGACCAUCGGAAAGCUGCCGACUGAUAUCACUGAUUCCGAACUUUUAAGGACUUUGUUUGGGAAUCAGAGGCUUUUCGCAUUCCCUUCCAAUAUGCCAGGCAUGCGCUAUGUGCUUGCUCUUGACAAGGAGGGCUACCAGAUACACCUCGGCUAUCGAAGCAAGGAGUUGGUCGUGCGAGCAGUGAAGGCUGGUUCAAUUCUGGAGCUUGUGCCACGUGCUGUCUUUGGUCAUGGCUCUGGCCUUGAUUUGGAUCUUCCAGCCACGUUGGUCGAAGAAUGCGUUCAUUGGCUUGAUAUCAACUCAGGAAUUCUCUACGUGAGGCGGCAGGCGCGGAUGUGGAACGACGAUUUUUGGGUCUUGAAUCUUCGAAGUCGUAGGGCCCAGCGCAAGCGAAUGUCCUUGAUAGACCAGCGCAGCAGUAUCUUUCGUUCGAUAACCCAGAUCUUCCGCCAUUUUGAAGAACCGUGCAAUAUAAUGGUUACCCAGCCGUUGAACGGCCCUCUCUGCGUCGACCUGAAACGCAUGAACUUGACCUUUUACGUCAACAAGAAAAAUCUGUUGCAAUGUAAGCAGCUGAGUGCUGAGGUGGAUCCAAACCAGGACGCUGGCACCUUCUAUGGGCUGCAGAGUAUGCUCGUCCUGCGCAACGUGUACAACCGUGCACAGCGAAGUAUCAUUGUUCCACUGGGAGAGCUUGAAUGCAUACGGAAAGGCAUGCACGUCGCCGUCCGAAUUCGAAACAUGGGCCUGUAUGCAAGAUACAUCGUUGACAACGUGCUGGGUAGAUUACAGAGCCCCCAGGACCUCCAGAUCCUCUAUACUAAAGCACUACUGCACGCGGUCACAUCGUCGUUCAUACCGGAUACACUCACAGGUCAAACAGGGACAGAGGAGUCUCUUGUAUCCUUGCAGUCUGGACAAUUUCAACCGUGGAAUCCUUUAACGGAGCUGGAAAUUAGAAUCUUACAAUCAAUCGCGGACCUGACCGCUCGACGCGAGUAUUAUCCUAAAGACAGGAAAUGCCAGCAGAUCGUGCAUUGGAAGCCAAAUUUGACUUCUUUCAUUCAGCAUGAUGGGUACCGGCCCGCCGUGGAGACUAUACUGCUCAAAUCUAAGCGAUUGACAAGUUUCGCUGUGGAUUCACCGGAGCCAUCCGCCACCUCCACGAAGGGUCCAAAGCCAUCAAAUGUACCGCACCUCUGUCAGCGUGCCUACUGGCGCCGUUCACUUUAUGAACGGACUUCCUCAUUCCACCAGGCCAUUGAAAUGCACCAACCGAAAGAUUUUCGCUAUAGUAGCCGUGACGGUUGGGUUUCAAACAGGCGAACAGGGAAUGUCCGAGAGAUUGUUGAUCUUAUCAGGCUUCGGCCUCCGUCCGUUCAUACAACACACUCACUGGAAAAAUUGCUACAACAGUGGCCAUUGAUUGGCGGUUAUAGCACGUCAUUCAACCUAAACACACUCGACGAUUAUCUCUCUGUUGAACUUCCACAUCACUGGGGUGCUCUGGUUAAGCUAUGCAAGGCGUCCCCCAUUAAGGAGAAGUUUGGCAUCCUCUUCAAGCUGGGAUUAAUCGCGUUUCGGAAUGGCGUCGAUAUGACAGCUUUGCGGGUAAUAGGAGCAUUCUAUGUUUUGGACGACCUGAAAGCUCUGGAGUUGCCGGAAUAUCCCUCCUUCGCCAAGUUCGAGGUUGGUGAAGUACCGACUGCCAAACUGAUCAGCGAUUUGGCUAUGCCAUAUCUCGAACCGUUCCAGGAAGCUCCUCCGCCACGAAAGCGGAACAGGAAACAGCAAGCAGCUACCAGUCGUGCAAAGCCGACAUUGGCGGAACAUCAGAAGAGGUGUGACGACGCUCUGAGAACAUUUACCGAUUUCCUACUGGGCCAGUGGCCAUGCUCAGCCCCAUCAAUAGAUGGACUAGCAAUAGAUAUUGAGUGUCUGAAUGUUCCCCAAGCGGUGCUUGUCAUCAACAAGGAAUGGGGUCGACUCUUCGCCAAUCUCCAGCUCCAUAAUCAUCUUCAAAAGGCACAGCUGAUCCUGAACAAGCACUACUCAUCAGACAAGCCGGUGAUUGCUAAAUGGCCUAAUCUCGAUUGUGAGAUCGUUCACGGAAUUCGGGCUCGCCGCGAGUUUGAUCUGCCCCGGCUCGACGAAGACCUUCUGCAGAGGCCGGGUCCCUCGAUUGAUGUGUACCACAGCAGCCUAGAAGGGCUGAGAAAGCUUGCCAAGGCAAAGAUGAUAUCUCCUGGCCUACAGUCUUUUCCCAGCUUCACACGCGGUUCAGGCUCUCCAGGUUUCCUUGGUUCCGCGAGCGCCUCAAUUAGAGCCAAUCAUAAUUCAGAGGUCGCAGAGGUCGAAUCUAUUGUUGAUGGCCUGUUGAAUACUCAGUGCCCUGUGAAAUUACAAUACGGUCGGGACCUGAAAGAGAGCAUAGCUUCGCUUUCCCUUGUCCGUUCACCUGCGAGCAUGGGUUUGGACCUUGACUUCGAAAAGGGGGUCGAACCAUUGAAUGCGGAGAUAUGGGCCGCACGGGCAGCCAUCAAUCAGAGGCGCGAGCAGAUAACCAACGCUCUCUCACGCGGUAACUGCACGUAUAUUUGGCUAAGGCAAGGCAACCUAUGGCCUUGUACCAUGCCUGUUCCACUUCUGCAGCAGCUGCGAUCCACUUCACGGUGCUGCUUCGGCCCAGGCAUGGAGAAAGCCCUCGUUUCGUAUGGCCAAUCAAUUCUGGAUUUGCAACGGCUGAUCCGAAUUAAAGAGGCUCUGGCCAAGAAGGACAAAGCCAGAUUGCAUCAGGAAAUGUGCGAGAGUGGCCACACCAACUGGCAGCCUUACAGCUUCCCUGACUGGCUGUUGUUGGAGCUUGACGCGAAUAUACUGCUCCGAGAAGAGCAGGUCACUGUAGCCUUAGAGAUGAUUGAUCCUAGCUCUAAUGCUAACUCGGUUCUCCAGAUGAACAUGGGAAGAGGGAAAACAUCCGUCAUCAUGCCAAUGGUUGCUGCUGUUCUCGCUGAUGGAAAGAUGCUUGCCCGACUGUUAGUGCCAAAGGCAUUGCUCUCCCAAACGGCACAGAUACUCCAGUCUCGGCUCGGGGGACUGCUGGGCAGGGAGAUUACCCACGUUCCAUUUUCACGACGGACUCCAACAACUGCAAACAUGAUUGAGGAAUAUCGUCACCUGCACAAGGAGAGCUUGUACGGAUCGGGCAUCAUUCUCGGUAUUCCCGAACAUGUCUUAUCAUUCAAGCUCAGUGGCCUACAGCGACUCUCCGACUCCAAGAUUUCCCAGGCCGCUGAUAUGGUUGGAACUCAGCACUUGUUGGAUCUUGUCUGCCGCGACGUCCUCGACGAAUGCGACUUCUCCCUUGCUGUGAGAACCCAGCUCGUCUACCCCAGUGGCUCUCAAUUAGCAGUUGAUGGCCACCCCUACCGCUGGGAAGUCACAAUGGCCAUUCUAGCUUCCGUUGCGCAUCACUUACCGCGCCUUGCAAACGACUUUCCUUGCAGCAUUGAUGUUAUGAAUCGACCCGCUACCGACUUUCCAGUUGCCUACCUUUUACGGGACGAUGCGGAGCGUGCUCUACUAAAGAGAUUAGUGGAUGACAUUUGUGAUGGCCGGACGUGCUUUCUGCCCGUAGGUCACUGUGAAAGUCACGAGCUUCAGUCAUUGAGAAUUUUCAUAUCCCAGGAGACUGUCGAGGCGUCGGUCAGCAAGCAUGUAUCCAACAUGUUCCCGGACAAACCUCACUUCCGCAAGAUUAUCUAUUUGCUUCGGGGAUUGCUCGUACACGGCAUUUUGCUUCUGUGCUUAAAGAAGCGAUGGAAUGUCCAAUACGGGCUCCAUCCUACGCGCGACCCUAUGGCCGUCCCUUUCCUUGCCAAGGGCGUGCCGUCCGAUCAGGCGGAAUGGGGCCAUCCCGAUGUUGCCAUCCUAUUCACAUGCCUCGCAUUUUACCACCAGGGAAUUAGUCUCAAGCAGCUACGUCAAAGUCUCCAGGCGGUGCUCAGAUCCGACGACCCGACUUCGGAAUACGACCGCUGGACCCAGACAUCAACUGCCUUGCCAGAAUCCUUACGCCAUUGGAACAUCAUAAAUGUUGAUGAUGAAGGCCAGGUCUAUGAGAUUUGGCGGCAUCUUCGUUUCAGGAAAGUGGUGAUCGAUUAUUUCAUCAAAUCCUUUGUUUUCCCUAUCCAUGCCAAGCAAUUCAGCAUCAAAUUGCAGGCUUCAGGAUGGGACAUCCCGUUGUUUGGUAAAACCGAGCAGUUGCCUGAGGACGACUACCCCAAACACGCUGGAAUUACAACUGGGUUUAGUGGGACGAAUGAUAAUCGACGUCUUCUUCCUUUGACUAUAGAGCAACAUGAUCUUCCUGAACUGGCUCACACAAAUGCAGAGGUCCUCACUUACCUUCUGCAGCCAAGGAAUCGCCAAUACAUGGUCGCUGCCGGUUCCGACGGCAGACGCCUUUCGGAACAUGAUUUGCUCGACCACCUUCGACUGAAGAAGAUACGUAUUUUGAUUGAUGCUGGCGCCUAUAUUCUCGAGAUGGACAAUCACACAUUAGCUAGGGCUUGGUUACAACAAGAUCAGGAGGCGUUAGCUGCAGUGUAUUUCGGGGAGGACAAUAGACCUUGGGUACAGUAUCAAACGGGUAAAAUCGCUCUUUUGAUCGCUACCCCCUUCGUGGACAAUAUGGAUCGCUGCCUUGUCUAUCUCGACGAAGCACACACUCGAGGGACAGAUCUCAAACUUCCGCUUGAUGCUCGAGGCGCCUUGACACUUGCUCUGCAUCAAACUAAGGAUCACACGGUACAAGCCGCCAUGAGGCUGCGGCAACUAGGCACCACGCAAUCCAUCACUUUUGUCGCACCACCGGAGGUCCAUCAAAGCAUUCUGGACGUGGGAAACAAACAGACCACUGAUCGCAUUGAUUCAUCGGACGUCAUUGCAUGGCUACUUCAUCAAACUUGCGCCACAAAUAAGGACUUGCUUCCUUUGUACUACGCUCAAGGUGCAGACUUUUGCUACCGCAUGCAAGCUGCAGCAACUUACGAAAAGUUCCUCACGAGUAAGAACCAUCGGGAAAGAUUUCUUGAUUACCUGCAGCAGCCGGAACAACAGACCCUUGAACAGCUUUAUGACCCUCAGACUCGAAAGAAUUGCGAGGCGGCGUCAGCUCGGGAGGAGUUGAAACUGCGAGGCGUGCUAAAGACAUUUAUGCGAGACCUCGGGCGACAUCGCGAUCUCAUUCAGGAACAAUACUCCUCCGCUCAUACCUCCGCGCUGGAAGAAGUAGAGCAGGAGCGAGAGGUGGCAUAUGAGGUUCAGGAGGAAAGGGAGCUACAGCGACCGCGUCCUAGGAAAGCCCUUACCUUUCCGGGGAUUCAUCCAGCAAUCCUGAGUUUUGUCCAUUCCGGUGCAUUAGAAGGCAAAGUAGGCUUCCUCGGAGCAUCACAAAUUUCUUUGUCGACUGAGCUGGCACUGAAGCACGGACUGAAGGAGCUCUCCAUUAUCUCUCGGCUUUACGCCUCGGAGGAAAUGAUAAGAUCGAUUGAAUUACGGCGCGGGGAGAGAAACGACAACUACACGCGUUCUGUGAAUUGGAUUCUCUGGAGUAUGAAGACAGACACUGCUCUGGUCAUAAUCCCGGAGGAAGCGGAAGCCCUGAUUCCCAUCAUCCGCUCUAUGGAGACUCCCCGUGUGCACCUGAUCCUCUACGCCGCGCCGUUCACCAAAAGGAUGUUGCAAUUCAAUCGUCUCAAUUUCUACGCAAUUCCAUCUCUACCGGAAGGCUGGAAUGCGCCUCUCUGGCUCCGUUUUGAGAUCGGUAUACUGGCAGGACGAUUGUACUUCGAGUUCGACGAAUACCAGGAUUUGCUUGAUCGCCUCCAUGUCGAGCCUGAAGGUAAUCUACGGCGCACUAAGGACACUACGUUACAGUUUCUACAGGAGUGGCUGGCCCUCCGUCGUCACGGUCAAGAUAUUUCCCAUACACCAAUGGGUUAUGUGUGCCAGCGGUGGACAAUUCGCCCCGAUCAUCCCUUCUUCUCAACCACGCAGAAGGCAGAUGAGAACAACGCGACUGAGCUCUUCUCCUCCGCAAAACAUAAUAUUGUUACUGCGGUGGACGAGGUUUUCUACGAUAGCGAUGACGAAGAAGUCGUUACCCUGGAAGGUGAUGACGGUGCAUCGGAUCAUGGCGGUGAAAUGUACAAUUUAGCAGACGGACUCGAAGGCAUAAAGUUCCACUGA